Messenger RNA from Zophobas morio, 2800 nucleotides. It is a transcript of the gene Fim, whose product is annotated as plastin-2. Gene Ontology annotation, cellular component: actin filament bundle; cytoplasm; actin filament. The transcript is spliced from 6 exons. Gene Ontology annotation, molecular function: calcium ion binding; actin filament binding. Gene Ontology annotation, biological process: actin filament bundle assembly; actin filament network formation. The coding region runs from base 281 to 2170 and encodes 629 amino acids. The record is from RefSeq and is a predicted model, not a curated record. Lineage: Eukaryota; Metazoa; Arthropoda; Insecta; Coleoptera; Tenebrionidae.
UGUAAGAAGUGAAUUUUCUGUGUACAUGCGGUAAAACAGAAUAUGAUCAAAUGUCAGUGUCAGAACUCCAAUGUCAUGUGUCAAAGUAAACUAAAAUGAAAACUGAUAGUCAACGCAUACGCCGAGAAAUAACAACUAGUGAUAAGUUAAAACCGUUUUAAGUUUAUGCGGCUUGCCCUCUUUGACUGCUUAGUAAUAAAACAAGCGAACACCAUUCGACGAAUUCGCGUUCAUUCUCCAGUCGGUUUUGUGGCUGUGUGUGUGGUGGGCUGUAGUAAGUAUGGCUACUACAGACUUUGCCAAAUUAACCCCUGACGAACGGGAAGAAAUCAAAGAAAAGUUCCAUGAGAUCGACAAAAAUGGCGAUGGAUACAUAGAUUUAAAAGAAUUACGGGAUGCCUUAGAUGCCUGCGGGUUCAAAAUACCCGGUUUCAAAGCUCGCGCCAUGGAAGAGGAGUUUAAUAAUUCAAAUCGAGCCCAAAUUCCAGGCAAGAUGACGUUGGAAGAAUUCCAAAAGUUAUGUAGCGAUUUAAAAGCGAACGAAGUAGCUAGCACUUUUAAAAUGGCUGUUACGAAACGAGAAAAUUUACAACAUUUAGGAGGCACGUCGGAAGCUUCCAAUGAAGGAACCACGCAUUCCGUUCGAGUCGAAGAACAGUUAGCUUUCUCAGAUUGGAUUAACUCUAAUCUUAGACACGAUCCAGAUUUAAAAGACUUACUACCGAUAGAUCCAGAAGGGAAACUCUUGUAUGACAAAGUUAAAAAUGGAAUAUUAUUAUGCAAAAUCAUCAAUCAUUCCUGUCCAGAUACCAUAGACGAGCGUGCGAUUAAUAAAAAAAAUCUAACGCUAUACACCAAAUUGGAAAAUUUAACUUUGGCCUUAUCGUCAUCACAAGCAAUUGGUUGUAAUGUGAUAAACAUAGACGCGCACAAUUUGUCCAAAGGGACCCCACAUCUUGUUCUAGGACUUCUAUGGCAGAUUAUCCGAAUCGGUCUUUUUAAUCAGAUUACUUUAGAACAUUGUCCAGGCUUGACAACUUUACUAUCGGAAGAUGAGAAAAUUGAAGACCUUAUGAAGCUUUCGCCAGAAGCGAUAUUAUUAAGAUGGGUGAACUACCACUUGGAACGUGCCGGUGUUUCUAGACGUAUUACAAACUUUCAAAGCGACAUUACGGAUUCAGAAGUGUAUUCCCAUCUACUUAAACAAAUUGCUCCAAUGGAAGCUGAUGUUACUACUGAAGCUCUCAUGGAAAAAGAUCUUCAUCAAAGAGCCGAAAUUAUGCUCCAACAAGCCGCAAAACUAAAAUGUCGGUCAUUUGUGACUCCUCAAGAUGUAGUCAAUGGUGUCUACAAACUUAAUUUGGCGUUUGUAGCUAAUUUGUUUAAUAAUCACCCAGGCUUGAAUGAAACGAAUGGCGUUCUAGAUGGAUACGAAACAGUUGAAGAAACAAGAGAAGAAAGAACAUAUCGCAACUGGAUAAAUUCCAUGGGUGUUAGUCCACAUGUAAACUGGCUGUAUUCCGACCUCGCAGAUGGUCUCGUAGUCUUCCAACUUUACGACAUCAUUAAACCAAACAUUGUCAAUUGGAAUAAAGUACAUCGAAAAUUCACCAAUCCACGAAAGAAAUUCAUGGAAAAAUUAGAAAAUUGUAAUUAUGCGAUUGAACUGGGUAGAGAAAUUCGCUUCUCAUUGGUUGGAAUUGCUGGUCAAGAUAUAAACGAAGGAAACGUAACUUUGACAUUGGCAUUAAUAUGGCAGUUAAUGCGAGCGUAUACAUUGACAGUUUUGUCGCAGUUAGCGGAAUCCGGAAAUCCAAUAGUCGAGAAAGAAAUCGUACAGUGGGUUAACAAUAAAUUAGUUUCAGCAGGAAAACACUCUUCCAUUCGCAGUUUUCAAGAUCCUACAAUCGCCGAUGCUAAAGUGGUUAUCGAUUUAAUUGAUGCUAUUAAACCAGGUGCAAUAAAUUAUGACUUAGUCAAAACUAAUGGUACUGAAGAAGAGAACCUUGCAAAUGCCAAGUACGCUAUUUCCAUGUCUCGCAAAGCAGGGGCAAGAGUGUACGCACUUCCAGAAGAUAUUGCUGAAGUUAAACCUAAAAUGGUAAUGACAGUGUUCGCUUGUUUGAUGGCUUUAGAUUAUACACCUAACAUGGAUUCUCGCCGACAGUAGUAACAGAAAAUAGAUUUUAUUUGACCUAUUGUUUAAUCUUGUAUUGGGUUCUGUAAUUUUUGAAUCAUCCCAUAUCUUUUCAUACUUAAUUUGCUUAGUCUGUGAUUACCACGCAUUCCAAUAUUCAAAACCAUUGUAUAUAAGUUGUAGUUUUAACAUUUUAUGUCUUUAAGGUUAACGUGCAAUAAAAUUUAUUUCGGCUGUAAUGAAAACCUAUGACAAUUGUGACGUAUCUUUCAAAAUUUGUUUACAUAAAUAAUUCCCAUGCAAGUGUUAUUACUUUAUAAUUUGUAUAUUUUAUAUACAUUAAUUUAUUUGUGUUGGCUUUUUUUGGGGAAGUGAAGUGCCAUUUUUUAGUUAAGUUAUAGAACUUAGAUCGAGCGUAAUUAAACAUAAGACCUUAUACAUGUAUAAGUUUCUAAUUUUAUAAACUACUGUUCUGGAUUGAGAGGCAUUUGGAAAACUCAGAGGCCUUGUUCCAUUUUUAUAACAUAAAAAUUAACGUUAACGUGCUGUAGUACAGUAAGUUUACCGUUUCUCCUUAAUAAAAAGAACACUCGUUCUCCUCUCAAUCCAGGCUAAUAGUACCUACUAAUAAAUAAACGCUGUUUUAAUACAUACAAUUCUAUA